UCCAGGCCCGGCGGGCGAGGUUAGCCGAGGCCGCCAUAUUGAAUAAGCAACCCGGCCUCUGAGGGGGUUGGUGCGGUACAGGCAGUUCUGCAGAGCAGCUUCGGCGUUUCCAGGGAGAAGCAAUAUGUUAAGGAUACCUCUAAAAAGGGCCUUAGUAGGCCUUUCUAAGUCUUCUAAAGGAUGUGUUCGAACAACUGCCACAGCAGCAAGCAACUUAAUUGAAGUAUUUGUUGAUGGUCAGUCUGUCAUGGUGGAACCAGGAACUACCGUCCUUCAAGCUUGUGAGAAGGUUGGCAUGCAGAUCCCUCGAUUCUGUUACCAUGAAAGAUUGUCUGUUGCUGGAAACUGCAGGAUGUGCCUGGUUGAAAUUGAGAAAGCUCCUAAGGUUGUAGCUGCUUGUGCCAUGCCAGUAAUGAAAGGUUGGAAUAUCCUGACAAACUCAGAGAAAUCUAAGAAAGCCAGAGAAGGUGUGAUGGAGUUCUUGUUAGCAAAUCACCCACUGGACUGUCCUAUUUGUGACCAGGGAGGUGAAUGUGAUCUGCAGGACCAGUCCAUGAUGUUCGGAAGUGAUAGGAGCCGAUUUUUAGAGGGGAAACGUGCUGUGGAGGACAAGAAUAUUGGGCCAUUGGUAAAGACCAUCAUGACUAGAUGUAUACAAUGUACUCGCUGCAUCAGGUUUGCAAGUGAGAUUGCAGGAGUAGAUGAUUUGGGAACAACAGGCAGAGGAAAUGAUAUGCAAGUUGGCACGUACAUUGAAAAGAUGUUCAUGUCUGAACUGUCUGGAAAUAUCAUUGAUAUCUGCCCUGUAGGUGCCCUGACCUCUAAGCCCUAUGCUUUUACUGCCCGCCCUUGGGAAACAAGAAAGACAGAAUCCAUUGAUGUCAUGGAUGCGGUUGGAAGUAAUAUUGUGGUAAGCACAAGAACAGGAGAGGUGAUGAGGAUUUUACCAAGGAUGCAUGAGGACAUCAAUGAAGAGUGGAUCUCUGAUAAAACCAGAUUUGCCUAUGAUGGGCUAAAACGUCAAAGACUUACCGAGCCGAUGGUCAGAAACGAAAAGGGGCUUUUAACCUAUACCUCCUGGGAGGAUGCACUCUCUUGUGUAGCUGGAAUGUUGCAGAGUUUUCAAGGCAAUGAUGUGGCAGCAAUUGCAGGUGGCUUGGUGGAUGCCGAAGCCCUAAUAGCUCUCAAAGAUUUGCUUAAUAGAGUGGACUCUGACACCUUGUGCACGGAAGAGGUCUUCCCCACUACAGGAGCUGGCACAGAUUUGCGUUCCAGUUAUCUUCUUAAUACUACAAUUGCUGGUGUGGAAGAGGCAGAUGUUGUCCUUCUGGUUGGUACAAAUCCACGUUUUGAGGCACCACUAUUUAAUGCUAGAAUUCGAAAGAGCUGGCUUCACAAUGACUUAAAAGUGGCCCUUAUUGGCAGCCCAGUGGAUCUCACUUAUAGAUAUGACCAUCUGGGAGAUUCUCCCAAAAUUCUUCAAGACAUUGCUUUCGGUAGCCAUCCAUUCAGCCAGGUAUUACAUGAAGCUAAAAAACCAAUGGUGGUUGUAGGCAGUUCUGCACUCCAGAGAAGUGAUGGGGCAGCAAUUCUUGCAGCUGUUUCCAACAUUGCUCAAAAGAUUCAGAUGAGUAGUGGUGUUACUCGUGAUUGGAAAGUUAUGAAUAUCCUUCAUAGGAUUGCAAGCCAGGUAGCUGCUUUGGAUCUUGGGUAUAAACCUGGGGUGGAAGCAAUUCGUAAGAACCCUCCCAAAGUGCUGUUUCUCCUGGGAGCAGAUGGAGGUUGUAUCACUCGACAGGAUUUGCCAAAGGAUUGUUUCAUUAUUUAUCAAGGACAUCAUGGUGACGUUGGCGCUCCUAUAGCUGAUGUUAUUCUCCCAGGCGCUGCUUACACAGAGAAAUCUGCUACUUAUGUCAAUACUGAGGGCCGAGCUCAGCAGACUAAAGUAGCAGUGACACCUCCUGGCUUGGCAAGAGAAGACUGGAAAAUUCUAAGAGCCCUCUCUGAGAUUGCAGGUAUGACUCUUCCAUAUGAUACUCUGGAUCAAGUAAGGAACAGAUUGGAAGAAGUCUCUCCUAAUCUUGUCCGAUAUGAUGAUGUCGAAGGAGCCAAUUAUUUCCAGCAAGCAAAUGAGCUCUCUAAGCUAGUGAACCAACAGCUUCUUGCUGAUCCACUUAUUCCACCUCAGCUAACAAUAAAAGACUUCUACAUGACAGACUCAAUUAGCAGAGCUUCACAGACAAUGGCCAAAUGUGUCAAAGCUGUCACGGAGGGUGCCCAGGCAGUAGAGGAACCAUCCAUAUGCUGAAACUUCUACUAGGAACCCCAUUUUGUUACAAAUAAUUAAUGGACAGUUAUGUUGGAAUGAUCUCCUACAGGUUUAUUCUUUAAAAAAUAAUCUGAAUGAUGUAAUAUUUAAGGUCGUACCUUGCUUAUUUGAAAAUGAUACUGCAAUUAUCAGUGAACUUUGAGGUUUCAAAGACAUUUAUGUGUUGUGUGUAAACGUUAAAUUGUUUAAUAAACAAUGUAUACAGAUGCUUUUUCACAUAAAAGUAUUGGCAAUCUUUGUGACACAAAGAAAAUUCUUAAAAUACGAGUUUUUGUUCAUUUUCAUUGAUCAUUUAUGUUUGUAAAAUGUAUGAAAUAAGAGCUUCCAUUAGGA
Neomonachus schauinslandi (Hawaiian monk seal) is the source of this 2662-nucleotide messenger RNA. RefSeq names its product NADH:ubiquinone oxidoreductase core subunit S1 (gene NDUFS1). NCBI's taxonomy places the organism in Eukaryota, Metazoa, Chordata, Mammalia, Carnivora, Phocidae. The coding region runs from base 125 to 2308 and encodes 727 amino acids. The record is from RefSeq and is a predicted model, not a curated record. Gene Ontology annotation, cellular component: membrane. Gene Ontology annotation, molecular function: NADH dehydrogenase (ubiquinone) activity; iron-sulfur cluster binding. Gene Ontology annotation, biological process: ATP synthesis coupled electron transport. The transcript is spliced from 19 exons.